This is a messenger RNA of Haliotis rufescens (red abalone), 2246 nucleotides long. RefSeq names its product tetraspanin-9-like. The coding region runs from base 176 to 859 and encodes 227 amino acids. Gene Ontology annotation, cellular component: membrane. The transcript has 8 exons. The record is from RefSeq and is a predicted model, not a curated record. Lineage: Eukaryota; Metazoa; Mollusca; Gastropoda; Lepetellida; Haliotidae.
ACGGGUUCUGCCUGACCGAGAAUGCUGAUAUUUUUAGCUCUUUCAAUGGAUUUGCAGGGUGUUUGAGGCAAGACUACAACGCGAAACCCACACCUUAUAUUGCUCAUUCCACAACUGGCGGUCGAAGACACGAUUUUUAACUUCACACAGGGCACAGAUCUUCUAACCUGUCACCAUGUGCUGCUCGCUGAAACUCACCAAGUUCUUCUUUAUGUUGGUGGACAUUUUAUUCCUGUUGAUGGGUUUCGCCAUGGUGGGUAUAGGAGUGUGGGUCCAACUCAACCAGGCCGACUUCCUGGGCGUCCUUGUUGACAGCAAGUACGUCAGCGUCCCCCUUGUGAUGAUAGCAGCCGGCACCAUUGUCGUCAUCGUCUCAAUCAUCGGCUGUAUUGGUGCACUCAUGCAGCAGAAAUGCUGUCUUAUCAUGUUCGUGGUGUGUGUCCUGUUUGUCUUCAUGAUGGAGCUGGCAGUGGGCAUCAUAGCUUUUCUGCACAGGAAUGAGAUUGAAGGAACGUUAAAGGAGGAACUUCUUGAAGGAAUGAAGAAUGAUCUUUCCCAUCCCUCGUGGGACGUCAUUCAGAAUAAGUUGAAGUGUUGUGGAGUGAACAAUGCCAGUGACUGGCUGAUCGGGGAUAAGGUCUCCAUCCCUGACUCCUGCUGCAGAUUCCCUCGCUGUGGAUUACAGGGCGUCAAAAUAGCUCACAGAGAUGCCUGCUUCACCAAGGUAAAGUCAGAGAUAAAGGACAACUUCUACUAUCUGGGAGCAGCAGGAAUUGGCCUUGGAGUUUGUCAGAUAAUUGCCAUUAUUUCUGGUAUCAGCCUCUUAGUAAUCCUGUGGCGUCACAACAAGACAGUCUAGGGAUACUGUAUAUCAUCACGGUGAAGGCUGUGGCACAGUGUCAAGAGAUUUGGAGGGAGGUAUACCGUAUAUCAUCAAAAUAAAGCUGUGGCACAAUGACACUAGUGGAGGGAGGUUAUAUAGUGAAUAUCAUCACGGUAGAGCUGUGGCACAAUGACACUAGUGGAGGGAGGCUAUAUACUGUAUAUCAUCACAGUAUAGCUGUGGGACAGUGUCACUAGAUUUGGAGGGAGUUAUACUGUAUAUCAUCAUCCUGGAACUGGUCAAGACAGUUUGCUCAGCAUCAACAUCUGCAUCAAUGACUAAGGUAUAACCAUAGUAACAAAACCCCAGUAUGUCUCUGAAUGCAUGAUCCCCAUAUUUCAUCCUAAUAAAUACUAUUAGCAUUUUUAUCAAACUGGGAUUCAAAGUUUUAUCUUCUAUUUCAGCUAUUUUCUUGUUUAAAUAUUUUACAUACAAACAAGACUUAGUGUUUUAAAAUCUAAUCUGAUACGUUACAAUAUACACAUGAAUCAUAUAGUUCCCUAGAGCCCAAACUUUAAGUGUCUUUACAACACAAACAUUCUCAUCCCUGAAUUACAUACUUUGAUUCUAGCUUAGCUUUGCAUCAAUGUUAACUAUAGAUAUUCUUAACUUGUCCUUAAUAAAUUGCCUUUGGUUCAGGGACAAUUUUGCUGCAUAGACACUAGUUGUUUCAUCAAUCAUUUAACUCCUUCAAAGUAUUUUGUUAUGAUGAAAAUCCAAUAAAAUAUUAUUUUUACCAUGAAUAACUGUCAUGGCUUGUGGUGAACCUCCCCUUAUUCUCUGGUUCCCACCCACAUAGAUGACUCAUAGAAGCUUCAUCUGGUGAUUACUGAUUAAGAUGAAUACAUGUUCCCAGAAUCUGUUCUUCACAUAUAAUUCCAACAAUAUUUUAUCUUUCAAAGUGCUAUAAUGUUUCAAUUAAUACCGGGGAACAAUACUUGAAAUAUUGUGUCAGUGUGUAUAUUGUAUAUAUGUAAAUAUUAAAGGUUAUUAUUGUGUAAUGUUUAUAUGUAGGAGACAUAUAGAACUGCAAAAAUUGUUCAUUAACACCAAAAAUAUUUACUAAGUUGUAUUUAUUAUUCUAAAAUAUGGAUAUUAUCAAUCACUACUGUUAGAUAUGAGAAAGGAAUAUUUCAUUGUCAAGAAAUAACAGUGAUUAAAUAGCAAAUCCCAAAUAUCAUGCAUGGUUGAUGUACUUAAUCUUGGGAAUGAGUAUGUAAGCAAUGUUACAACUUUCAUUUUGAUAUGAUUAUACAUCUGAUUUGUGUACCGGUAAUGCUAAAAUUAAGUUUUUGAAGAGGAACGAGAAGACAUAAGAUUGUUAAAAGAUUUUGUUAUUUUUAUGAAUAAAGUUUAAAGUGUA